CCAAUAGCAGACAUCUUGUUCUUGCAUGUAUGAGUCGUUGAAGUCUGAAGUUGAAGAAUUUGCAAAUUGUUUAUUUUAAAUUGUUAAUAUUGUCACUGGUCCUAUGCUUUUCCCAUCUAAAGAAUCAAACUUUUUUUGCCUUGCAGGUGGCUUUUGGCUUGGUAUAGAUCAAGAAGGAGCAGAAGGGACUCUGUCUUGGCCUGGCAUAAUUUUUGGAAUCCUGGCCAGUAUCUGUGUCUCACUCAAUGCUAUCUACACUAAAAAGGUACUGCCUGCUGUGGAUGGUAGCAUUUGGCGCCUGACAUUCUACAACAACGUCAAUGCCUGUGUCUUGUUCCUGCCACUCAUAUUGCUCUCUAAUGACUAUUACACAAUCUACAACUUUGAUAAAUUAGGGAGCUUUAACUUUUGGGGCAUGAUGACCCUUAGUGGUGUCUUUGGUUUUGCCAUUGGCUAUGUGACAGGGCUCCAGAUCAAAUUUACCAGCCCUCUCACACACAAUGUAUCUGGGACAGCAAAAGCAUGUGCCCAGACAGUGCUGGCUGUUUGUUAUUAUGAAGAAACAAAGAGCUUCUUAUGGUGGACUAGUAAUAUGAUGGUUCUAGGUGGCUCCUUUGCAUACACAUGGGUGAAAGGGAUGGAAAUGAAGAAGGUGCAGGCAGAAUCUCUUCCCAAAGCAAAUGAAAAAAGUGAUGCUGGUGUCUAAAUGAUCCUGUCUGCAUACUUGUAGUCCACUAUGUGUGAGUACUUCCUCCAAGCAUUUCUGGCAUGGAACUUAACUGAGAAGCAAGCCAGGGCUUUGAGUCUUCAGGACAGGGAAAUCUUGCGACUACAAAUAUGUUGCAAAAGCUGGAAAACAAGCCAAAGUCUUCCACAUGUAUUCAUUGUUUGUUGCCAUAAGUAUGGCAAAGGGUGGAAUGUUAACAAGCCAUUUCCUAUGAAGAGGUUGGCAUGUGUUGGUGGUGGGAUAGGUGAGCGUGUAGAGAAGGCCCUGUUUGUCAGUCAGUCUUCUCCUGAAAAUGGCUGCUCCCUGUGUGCUCCUAAAUUCCCCCUGCCCUUGAUGAAGGAUGCUGUUUAAAAGAAGUAACAAUGAAUAGGAGGAAUUAAACAAGACAAAAUAAAUGUGUCUUGGCUCUAUUUUGCCCCAGUGUAGAGUACUCUGUAGAUACACAUCUUAUCUUUGUUUUCUCUCAAAAUACAUUUAGCAGUCCAUUGUCUUUAUUGAAGGGAAGGCUCAUGUGAAGAAGAAAUCUUUGGAGAUCCAAAUACGGUGAUUAUAUCUCUUGCCCCUGCAGGGCAAACCUGCACCAAAACCAAUGCAAUUGCAACUUACAAUAGGAGUUGCCUGUGGAUCUGCUCCCAUGUGGGUGGCAGAUGCAUACUACAUUUUAUUGCUGUUGCUGGUUAUAUUCUAAAUUGAUCAGGAGCUCUGCUGGUACCAAACUAGGAUCUAAGCCCAGCAUAGCUCCUGUUUAGUUCAGAGUAGCUGGAGCAGGAGGAGCAGUAAAAUGAAUAAUUGAUUUGAGAUGUUUUGCAAUGAUGAGUUGAAAUAAUCUGAUGAUUCUGCAGUGUAUUCAUUUGCUUUAGAGAGGGCUAUGGACCAUUUUUCCAAUACCACUUGUGGCACAUAUUCAAGGUGCAUAUCAUCCCUCUAGAUUUGCCUCACUGGAAAGGGAAUUCAUUGAAAAUGGUACAGAUUCACUGUUUAAAAUUUACUGGGAUAAUUCCAGCACUUUAUAUAAUCUACAGUCCAUUCCGGAAUAAUGAAUGAAGAAGACAGAUCCUGACCUACCUGUCAUGAACUCUGAAGAAGCUAAAAUGGUAGCAUUCUCCUGCUCUUCGGAGCAGAGGGAAUUAUAUAUAUAUUACACACUCUCCUUUAUUGAGUGAUACCCCAUGGGCUCCAGGAGCUCAAAUUCACUGGAAUGUUUAACUCCACUUGCCUUGUUGCCUUUUAACUAUAGCUUCAUCAUUAUCCUUUAUCUAUGAUUUUGUACUGGGAAAUUAAUCUUUUACUGUUGAUUUGUGAUUGUUAAUAAAAGUUUGCUUUAGUAUU
Messenger RNA from Sceloporus undulatus (fence lizard), 2056 nucleotides. RefSeq names its product GDP-fucose transporter 1-like. Gene Ontology annotation, cellular component: Golgi apparatus. Gene Ontology annotation, molecular function: antiporter activity. The record is from RefSeq and is a predicted model, not a curated record. The coding region runs from base 104 to 706 and encodes 200 amino acids. Lineage: Eukaryota; Metazoa; Chordata; Lepidosauria; Squamata; Phrynosomatidae. The transcript has a single exon. Gene Ontology annotation, biological process: GDP-fucose import into Golgi lumen; protein O-linked glycosylation via fucose.